Messenger RNA from Neurospora tetraspora, 1701 nucleotides. RefSeq lists its product as uncharacterized. The transcript has a single exon. Bases 427 to 1530 code for a protein of 367 amino acids. Lineage: Eukaryota; Fungi; Ascomycota; Sordariomycetes; Sordariales; Sordariaceae. The record is from RefSeq and is a predicted model, not a curated record.
UCUGCGUAGGACGCGCUAAAAAUUGGAGCCAAGUGGAAGUUGGAGUUGUCAUCUUUGCGCUAGGGCCAGCAAGGGUUGGGACAUCCUCGUCAGCCCGUCUUCGGCCUCCAAAAUCUCCCCUGCCGCCAAGAACCGGUUCCCACCAGCGGAGCUCCAUUGCGGACCGAGUUCCUGACGGGGAUCCGCUAAAAUAUUCGAGACCUGGGAGCGGGGCCGGGUCCGAAGAUAACAAACGAUUUUGAACUGGACCCGAAACGAAACGUAACGGCAGCAGGUGGCCGGGCCGCACCGUGAUCCAGUUUCCCCCGCCGUCAACUGACAAGGACCCGGAUCGGAGCCGCUCGUCCUCAAAUCCACAUAACCCCGUUGCCGAUCCCCGUCCCACGGCGCCGUACAGGACUACCGCCCGGCAUCCAACACGACACCAUGGCUUCCAUUUCCAGUAGGCUCAGCAGCCAGUUCGUCCUGCUUGCACACCGGACGGCGCCAUGUGCCAGGACUCCAUCCCAAGCUUCGGCAACACGUUUCGCCCUGGUCUUCGGCUCCGGCUCCGGCUCCGGCUUCCGCUCCGCCCAAACGGCACGCUUCUUUGCCUCCAAGGCUAAGAAGGCAGCAAAGAAGUCGGCCUCAUCAUCCACCGUCAUCACUACCGUAACCGCUCCUCCCACUGUUAUUCCCGCCUCCUAUGCCGAACAGCUAGCCAAGAAGGGCCGGACCCUCCUGUACGAGGCUCACUCCCACGCCUGGUUCCGCUUCGCCAGCUUCACCACCGGCAGCUUCUGCGUCACCUACUCACUCUACAACUACUGGAACAUCCACCUCAACCCUCCGGCGGACCUGGCCACCUGGGUCCCCUAUGCCUACGGCGUCAUCUGCGCCAUGACCAUUGGCAUGGGCGGCUACUUCUUCAUGGGCAUGCGGCGCAUCAUCCGGCACAUCGAGGCCGUUCCGGCCUCCCAGAUCGCCUCCCAGAUCACCAGCGGCGGUGCCGCCUCUGCCUCUACCAAGAAGUCCAAAGGAUGGGCCGAGCUCCUCACCAUCAAGCCCAAGGCCGUUCCCGUGACCACCCCUACCCCGAUCUACAUCGAGGUCGCCUACAGCCGCGCCAUCCCCUUUUUGCCCAACAAGAAGGAGUACUACCACCCUUCCGAGGUCGAGAUGCCCUUCCGCAUGCAGCUGCUGUGCGAGAGGCUGAACACACUCAGCGCGCAGAAAAACGUCGGGAAGAACCUCCCCACCACCAAGACGGGACAGAUCAUCGCGGCGAGCAAGCAGAAGGCUGCCAGGGAGAAGGAGCGCAAGGAGCGGAUGCAGCAUCUUCUUACCUUGCCUUUCAGGGACGCGGCGAAGGUGUUCCGUGGGGCGUAUGAAGGCCUCAGGAGGUCGUUCUACCGUGAGGGCUUUGCUAAGGUCUAUUUGAGGGGCGUGGAGUAUAAGUUGGAUAUGACUUCUGGAUGGGCGCUGGAUGAUGGACGGGCUAUUGAUCGUUUGGUCCAUGUCAAGCCGAGUGCGAACAUUAACGCUUAUUAAGCGGGCGUGCUUGGGAUGGUGAGCUGGGAGGGGAGGGAGUUGAGGUAUGUACCUACCCCUGACUCGUAGGAUACGAUACCAUUGUAUAGAAUACUGUAGCAUAUAUGUAUAAUGAUACGGGGAUGGUAUGGAGUCAAAAUAAACAAAAGGAUUCCAUGGUUGAGUUGUAAA